AUGUCAGAGCUCGUGAUUUCCCCUGCCAAGUUUGUGGAAAAUGACGAGGCUCUCACUAAAGCUAAGGAGGCAAAAAAUAAAAGCACAGAUGAGGAACGUCGUAAGCACAAGGAAGAGAAGAAGAAGCGUAAGUUAGAGAAGAAACAACGAAAAGAAGAGAAGAGGAAGCGGAAGGAAGAACGGCGCAAAUUGAAGGAAGAAAAGGGUUCGUCUAAAUUAGUCGAGAAGUUAGACAAAAAUAAAUCUAGUGGCAAGGAUAACCGUCAUAAACUUCCGAGGACGGAAUCGCCUAAGAAGGAUAAAAAGGAGCGUGAGGGUAGUGAACCUCCAGCAAAAGUACCAAAAAUCGAUCACAGUGGGGUCAUAUCAGAGGAGGAAGAUACUGACGCGGACGUGAAGCCUCAGGCCAAAUUUCCUGUAUCUCUUGAGGAGCUCAUACAAAGAAAGGAGGCUGCAGAUGCUGAAAUGUCCAAACCUAAGUUUAUUUCGCGAGAAGAAAGAGAAAAAAUUGCCCUCCAACGGCGCGAAGAGGCUAUUCGUGAACAGAGAAAGCGUGCAACUGAGGAACUUAGUAAACAGAUCGAAUAUCUUUCUAAGGCUCGGGAUGGUUCGUCUAAGGGAGAAAGUUUGUCUCGCCACGAUCGUGAUUUGUACAGAUCGAGGCGACGGGUUGAUGAGUGGGAUCGUCGGUAUCCCGAUAAAAGUCGAGAUAGACGCUCUGAGGACGGUGGUUCCAAUAAGGUGUCAGCUGCUGACAAAGUCAGGGAAGAAGAGGCUAUUAAAGAGCGCUAUUUGGGUCAGAAACGCCUUACUAAGCGUCGUCAACGACGCUUGAAUGAGCGUAAGUUCGUAUUUGAUUGGGAUGCCAAUGAGGAUACGAGUCAGGACUACAACCCUCUUUACAAGGAAAAGCAUCAAAUUCAAUUUUUCGGUAGAGGUCACAUUGGUGGCAUCGAUAUCAAGCAACAAAAACGUGAAAUCGGGAAAUUUUACUCAAAAAUGUUGGAAAGCCGUCGUUCUGAUACGCAAAAGGAGCAGGAAAAUAAGCGUCUUUCUGGAUUGGCUAAACGGGAAGCGAAAGAGAAGUGGGACGAUCGUCACUGGUCUGAGAAGUCGCUUUCCGAAAUGACUUAUCGGGAUUGGCGCAUCUUUCGUGAGGAUUACAACAUUUCGACAAAGGGUGGAAAUCUGCCUAAUCCGAUCCGUUCAUGGAAGGAAUCCGCGAUUCACAAAGAUCUUCUUGAAAUUAUCCACAAGGUCGGGUAUUCAGAACCUACGGCUAUUCAACGCCAGGCCAUCCCUAUUGGUUUACAGAAUCGCGAUAUUAUCGGCAUUGCUGAAACUGGUUCCGGUAAAACUCUUGCAUUCCUCGUCCCCUUGUUGACUUGGAUUCAAACUCUGCCGAAGCUAGUUCGUAUGGAAGAUACAGAACAGGGACCCUAUGCCCUAAUCAUGGCUCCUUCCCGCGAAUUGGCUCAACAGAUUGAGGAAGAAACUGUGAAAUUCGGUGCUCCACUUGGCAUCAAGACCGUUGCUGUGAUCGGUGGAAUUUCGAAAGAAGAUCAAGCUUUGAAGCUGCGUAUGGGUGCAGAGAUUGUUAUCGGCACUCCUGGUCGUCUUGUUGAUGUAUUGGAGAGUCGUUACAUCGUACUCAAUCAGUGUACCUAUGUGGUGCUAGACGAGGCCGAUAAGAUGAUCGACAUGGGCUUUGAGCCACAUGUGAACAACAUCUUGAGCUAUCUCCCUGUGACCAAUCAGAAGCCUGAUACGGACGAAGCUGAACAAGAUGAGAAACUCCUGGCCAAUUUCUCCACAAAACAGAAGUACAGGCAGACAGUUAUGUUUACUGCAACUAUGCCUCCAGCG
Hydatigera taeniaeformis is the source of this 1866-nucleotide messenger RNA. The record is from the annotation of a GenBank genome assembly. NCBI's taxonomy places the organism in Eukaryota, Metazoa, Platyhelminthes, Cestoda, Cyclophyllidea, Taeniidae.